AUGCACUUGACCAAACAGCAGACACCAUCGCCAGGCAGUGAAGGACAGAAGCGCAAGUCCUUCCUGCGGCGGAUGUCAUUCUCGAAAUCGUCAAAUGGGAGCAUGAGCUCGUUCAUCGAUUCUCCGCCUUUGCCAACCCCGCCCGGCCAGCUGAGGGGGCCGUCGAAGAAUCGGUCCUUCACGGCGCCGAUAGCGUUCCGGGAGCCGCACCCGGUCGGAGGAGUACCGUAUGAACAGCAACAGCCUGCCCGUCCAGCACGUCGAGUGUCGGGUGAUGCGGGCGCGGCGAAAUCGCUAUCGCGGUUGGAGAUUAGGGAUGUUGCCCCAAACACACCGGCGAAGCUUAGGCCUCCAAUAUAUCCUGCGAUGGCCGCGCAGAGAUCGCAUGAGAUGGUGCCUCCUAGGAGAAUACCCAGCGGCAGUGUCCAAAACGGCUCGCCAAGCAUCCCCAUCUCCCCUCAACAUCAGCGCCCUCCAGUAUACCCCGCAUUGGCCUCACCGCCCAACUCUCCCCCUCAACCUGGCACUUCCAGUUCCCCAUACGGAGCGGCUGCUCCUCGACAGUCCACACUCCCUACACCUCUUCAGUUUGGCCCUCCUAAGCUGGAAAUCAUCGCGUCCUCGCAACCCCCCGCUCGUCCACAGCGUUCCAGCUCGCAUCGUGCACCGCCUCCAUUAGAGGCCCGACCGUCUCCCUUUACUCGGACCAGCUCCAAUGCGACCGUCAUGCCUGAUCCGUCGGUCUCGGAAGCCAGCGCCUAUGCGCUCGCACAUCGCGGACCCACCACUCGUAAUCCUUCCUCCCCACCCGUUGUCGAGCGGCGGGUCUCUCGGCCUCUCCCGCGCCCUCCAUCCAUCAUAGGAAAGUCCGCAUCCGGAGCGGACAUGCACCUGCUCUCUUCCAGCUCCCCUUCCAAAUCUCCUUCACAUCCAAGCAUCCCCAUCAUCGACUUCCCCCGUUCACCUACCAUCCCCGCCCUCAUCGAUCCACGGCAUCGCUCUCCAGCCUUGUCCCCAACAUCUCCGAGCCAGUCGCAGGUCUUCCGGAAAGCUGCUCGGCGGCCCAGACGGUUGACUCUGGCGUAUAUUGUGGCUCAGCCACGCGUGCAGGCGAGACUGUUGCCGGUACUACCGGUCAACUCGUUCUUGUCGCUAGUCGGGGCGUCUCCAAAUAUACGCAAGGCAUUCACAGGCGAGGCGGUGGGAAGGUGGGUAACAAGAGAAUGGGGAAUCAAGGUGGACUCUGAAAAAGGGAGGAGCUGGCCAAACUUGACAGUCUGGGAGGGGUUCCUCGAGGCCCUUCUUCACAACCCUGCGACAUACCACACCUAUCCCCCAAAGUGGCAUAGCCUGCUCCAGCAUCUCUGCUUAUCCUACACCCUCGUCGUCCUCCACCUCCGCAAUCUCCCUGCGACCUGCUUUCCGGACUUGCCGUACGACGAGGAGCUGGCAGAGGCGCCCCCGCCCGCGGCCGAGCCCACGAUAGCCGGUCUGAGUAGGAUGGCGCGUCAUGAGCGGCUCGUUGAGCUAGUAAUGCCCUCACCGCUCUCGUCCACUCCUCCGGCGGAUAUGGUCCCUGACCCCUCUCUCCACCGACGCGGAUCCAUGGCGUCCCUCUCUUCCGCUGCUUCAUUCUCCUUUCCCCGGAAACGCAGCAACAGCCUGAUGCCUUCCAACGCAUCGAUCAAACCCCCUCCCUCGUACCCCCAGCCAAAGCGGUACGGCUUCAAAUCUGGAGACGGCCAGCGGUCUCGCACCUCAUCGGAAUCGGGACGGCCGGGAUCAGUAUUCUCGUAUCAGAGCUCUCCCUCCAUUCGGCCUUCGGUGCAACAUCGCCAAAAGAACCUGCUCAGGGCGAGCUUUGCGAGUAGCGAUCACGGACGGACACCAUCGCCCAAGCCGGUCCAGCCGACGCGGGUGGAGCCGAUCUUUGAUCAGCCCCCGCCUUAUACCCUAGGAAGGGCGCCGGUGUUGAGGGUGUUUGUGCCAUUGUCGGAAAGGGUGCCGCGAUGGCCAUCUGCGGAAGGGGCGAUGUGGACUGUUAAGGAGUUGGACAAGUGCGGAGCGACCAAGCGGUUGCGUUUGGGAGAUCUAGUCGUCAAUACUGCUAUUCGACCAGAAGGAACCGGGCACAUCCUCAUCUUUGUCCCCUUUGUCAAGCACCUACUCGUCCCCCUCGAAUACGCUUUUAACAGGCUCGGCCAACUCCCCUCCUACAUUGACGCCUUCUCCCUUCCUCCAUCCUACUAUCACCCCCUCUUAUCGCCCAUCAUCCUCUCGCUCGACCUCGCCCCAUUCGUCAGUCAAGCAAUGAGUGCUCUUCGACUAGCCUACGACCGGCGAGACGUGACCGUCUCCUCUGGCGCGCGAGUCACGGCCAAGCGAUACAUCCACGUUACCGGGUUCGAGGUGCAACCGACACAGGGAAUUGCGCCAGAGUGGCAAGGAAUCGUAUCGCUCGAAGCGGAGGGGACGGUUGAAGGCAAAGCGGAGAUUGAGAAACGAUUGGGCCAUGGGGAUCCGAGGCGGGCAAUGAAGGGGCCAUGGGAGGUUGUGAGGGAGAAAUCCAUGCGGGGGAACGUAUGGUUGAGGCUGGUCGUGCCUGCACAAGGUCCAUAG
Messenger RNA from Dioszegia hungarica, 2619 nucleotides. RefSeq lists its product as uncharacterized. The transcript has 3 exons. The record is from RefSeq and is a predicted model, not a curated record. NCBI's taxonomy places the organism in Eukaryota, Fungi, Basidiomycota, Tremellomycetes, Tremellales, Bulleribasidiaceae. Bases 1 to 2619 code for a protein of 872 amino acids.